Messenger RNA from Anolis carolinensis (green anole), 1802 nucleotides. RefSeq lists its product as uncharacterized. NCBI's taxonomy places the organism in Eukaryota, Metazoa, Chordata, Lepidosauria, Squamata, Anolidae. The transcript has 2 exons. The coding region runs from base 194 to 1465 and encodes 423 amino acids. The record is from RefSeq and is a predicted model, not a curated record. Gene Ontology annotation, molecular function: phosphatidylcholine lysophospholipase A1 activity.
GCUUCAGGUAGGAUUUGGCUAAGAUUUGGCUAAGAAAAAGGCACCUUUACUAACUAUCCUUUGCAGUACAUACAGGAAACAAAGCAACAUAAACAAAUACACAAAGAGGUGGUUUAUUGCAGUUUGCACAUAAAGUGCGUGCAUAUUACUUAACUGUACAAAGAUCCCACUUGGCCACCACGCUCACCAAGAGAUGCAACAAAAGCAAAACAUUCCCAUCACAUGCACCAGCUGUGGCAUGUUCCGCUUUUUCACACAAAAACUAGACAACUACAUCUGCUCCAAAUGCAAACAGAUGACUCUGAUGGAGCAGAGGAUCCAACAGCUCGAGCACCGUAUUAAGACCCUUAAGGACAUUCAGGCACUCGAGCUCUUCUUGGACACUGCACAACACGCUGCUGUAGAUCAGCAGCCUGCAUCACACCAACACCACCAAGACCAUGAUCAGGAACCUUAUGGGGAGAUCAACUCAAAGGUAGACAACCCUCAGGCUUGGAAGGAGGUCACCCAUAGAAGGAGACGCAGGACCAGGCAGCCUCCGCAGAACUCCUCUGCUCAGCUGCAUUUACACAACAGAUUUGAAAUUCUUACAUCAUUAACAUACAAUCAGGAAACACAUCUUGUGGAGGACCACAGUUUCUUAGAUACCACUCAGUGGACCACCCUGGAUCAAUGCGCAGGGGAUAGCCCUGACGGGGACAGUGCAUCACCACAGUCACACUUAUGUAAUCAUGCAAAUGCUCCAUCCCCAAUCAUAGACCAGGAGCAACAGGAACAUCCUUGGGAGAGUAAUGGGCUCUCGGAUGUAUCUCAAUGGAUUGUCAUUGAUGAAUGCACUGGGGAUGUUGAGGAGGAGGACAACACUUUACACCUACAUGAUUCACUUCAACAGGAACACUCUUCAGGGGACAUACACACUGUCUUGCACAAAAGGGACCCUGUCAAUCCUCAAAGGAAACAGGUCUUGGUAGUAGGUGACUCCCUCCUUAGAGGAACGGAAGCCAUCAUUUCCAGACCGGAUGGGAUGGCUCGAGAAACAUGCUGCCUCCCGGGGGCAAAAAUACACCAUAUCACUCAGAGGCUCAGCAGGCUCCUAAAGCCCCAUCACCCUCCCCACCUUAUGUUGAUUCAUGUAGGUACCAAUGACACCGCUAGGCAUACUUUUCAAAAGAUCACAAAUGAUUUUCGAGCUCUGGGAACAAAGCUAAAACUGUAUAAUGUACAUGUGAUCUUUUCAUCCCUCCUCCCUGUUGUAGGACACGGCUCUACAAGGGCCGGAAAAAUAGUACAGGUCAAUAACUGGCUCAAAAAAUGGUGUCAAGAGGAGCAUUUUGGCUUCCUUGACCAUGGUCUACUCUUCCAAGAGGAUGGACUACUGGCAAGCGAUGGGGUGCAUCUCACACAAGUAGGAAAACAUCUUUUUGCACACAGACUCACAAACCUCAUCAGGCGCACUUUAAACUAGAUCCACUGGGGGAGGGGAACAACAGCCUGGCGAACACUAUAUUACCCACGACCACAGGAAACCACCGAAAGGCUAAACGGAGGGCUGCACAAACACAGCAAGGACCAAGUACAGAGAGCACAAUAAUCCCAAAUAAACAGUUCGAGGGGAGGUCACAGGGGCUUACAUGUCUUUACACUAAUGCUCAGAGCAUGGGAAAUAAGCAAGACAAACUCCAACUCCUAGCACAGCACCACACAUACGAUGUUAUAGCCCUCAAUGGUUAAAUUCCAGUGAUGGGAGUCAUCCCACCAGGUUUCAGUGAUGCCUAUGACAUCGUAUGUGUGGUGCUGUGCUA